Molecule: messenger RNA, 6862 nt
Organism: Monomorium pharaonis (pharaoh ant)
Lineage: Eukaryota; Metazoa; Arthropoda; Insecta; Hymenoptera; Formicidae
Exons: 28
Coding region: 16-6606 (2196 amino acids)
Biological process (GO): proteolysis
Cellular component (GO): membrane; extracellular region
Molecular function (GO): protein binding; chitin binding; serine-type endopeptidase activity
Source: RefSeq, a predicted model, not a curated record
UGGAAGUAAUCGAAAAUGACGCAGUGUUUUAAUUAUUUCUUCGUCGCUCUCUGUCUCAUUUAUACAGCUGUGUUUUCUUCCGCGAUUUAUAAUCCAAGAUUAACAACUACAAAACCGCCAGAGCGUCGUGAAUCCGUGCUUCCAUGGCAUUCAACUGAGCGAGAAUCGAAUAUUCAAACAACACUUUCUUCUCCAAAAUGGUAUCAAUCACGGGAUAACAAUACACCCAAGUCUGACACAAAGAACUGGAGUCCUUGGCGAAAGGCUCUGGGUAGCGAAAUUGAACAAAGAACGCAAAUUGACAUCCCUGAGCAAGAUUCUAAACAAAUUUCCGAAAAAGUUCCAGAACAACAGCGCAAUUUUGAUAAAUUGGAACAACAAGAUAGUCUACAAUUUCCGAUUGAAUAUGGAGAUUUCAUUGAUUCUGGUAAAAAUUACGGACAUUUUAAAGAUGAAUCAAAAUACGGAAAUCGACCGCGAAACGAGAUUGAUUUUGAGAAUAAACAUCCGACGAGAAAGGACGAGACCAAAAAAACGCACUUAGAGUUUGAGAAUGAGGAUUUGUAUGAAGGCAUAGCUACUGAUAGCACGAAACCACGAAAGGAAAAACUUGUUUCAAAGUCACAGCACAAAAUAGCUCGAUAUAAUCCUCGUUUGGGCGUUCAGUGUCCUGACGACAAUUCCACAGGGCAAUUUGUUUAUCCUCCAGAUUGCAAAUUUUUCGUCAAUUGUUGGAAGGGUCGUGCAUUCGUUCAACCAUGCGCCCCAGGCACUCACUUUAAUCCUGAUACUCUGGAAUGCGAUUUUCCGCACAAAGUGAAAUGCUAUGAGGAUGAAUCUGUGCAUUUCAGAGAGUCAGAUUUUGAAUCUUCAGUUAAUCGAAAAUCAGAGAAAUUGCAAGAACCAGAAUGUCCACCUUAUUUAAUCGGCUUAUUACCGCAUCCUGGAGAUUGCACGAAAUUUAUGCAAUGCGCGUACGGUGCAACUUAUAUUAUGAAUUGUGGUCCUGGAACGGUUUUUAAUCCCGCUAUUGGUGUGUGCGAUUGGCCGCGCAAUGUAAAGGGUUGCGAAGAUGUUUUUAAAACUGAUGAAGAGAUAUUACUUACACCUCCAAAUUUAAAUUUUGGACGUGAUAAGGCGAAAUAUACUGAAGUAAAGAAAAUUACGUGUCCCGCGGAUUUCACUGGAUUACUGCCGCAUCCGGAGACGUGCAAAAAGUUCCUUCAAUGUGCAAAUGGUGCUACUUAUGUGAUGGACUGUGGUCCUGGAACAGCUUUCAAUCCCAUUACGGCGGUUUGUGAUUGGCCACAUAAAGUACCCAGCUGUAAAGCAGAUAAAACUGAUGAUAAGGUACACGGGACAGGAGAUAGUAUUUGGAAUCCAUCUGGAGUUCAAGGUGCUACAUCGUGGUCAAAUCCAAGUCGCUAUAAUGACACAUCCAAGUUCCGUGGUCAGCUGUCUCGAUCCAAAUAUAAUGCAACAACAAGCUCGAUAUUUAGACCAACCUGGAGACCAAUUAUGACAUCUUCAAACUCACCUUGGAUACCAAUGCGAACAACUCCGAGGCCAUUUUAUGAUCAUUCCGGGCACACUGUUAAUUAUCAUGGUGGUCGUGGCUAUGCACAUGGAGAAAGCCAAUAUCAAAAUUAUGGGCCAUAUCGCCCAGAGUGGAAACCAAGCAAUGAAAAUUUGAGACCACCCUCUGAUAGUAACUCUCAAGAAGAAUUUCAUCCAGAUAGACAGUGGGUAGAAGACCAUAGAACUGAUUCACAAAAUCCACAACGAGUUCAUCAUUUUGACCGUCCAGAAGAAUCACAGUUAUACGAACAUAGAAAUCAUGAUCAUCAUUAUGAUCAUAAAUAUUAUCUUCCCGGUCAUCAUUAUCAUCAUCAUCACCAUCAUUAUCAUAAUUACGAACCUACGUCAAACCCACCAGUAUAUCCAAGUUGGAGCUCAGGUAGCCCUGCUGCUACCGGCGGUCGAAAGUACGAUCAAGGAUAUCCAAAUACCGGUGAUAGUCAUUGGCAUUCUGGUCACGAUCACCGUUAUGACGACUCCGGUCGUUACGAUCCACAUUAUUCCCAACAUGCUGCGUCAAGCGAAACAGAUCAAAGGCGAUUUCAACCACACUUUCCUCCUGGAGGAUACAAUGAAGACAAUAGUCAGAUUCGUCAUAAACACAACGAAACCAAAUUUUUUGGCGUUGAUGGUGAUUUGCCAAUUAGUCAAAGAACCGAUCAUGAUUUGCUCCCGAAUAGGCAAGACAGGAUGAAUCCAGGAUUUCAUCAUUCCGGUUUUAAUCAUACUUUUCCACCCACUAGAAAUGUUUCACAAAGUAGUGACAAUAAAUUUCCCAAAAAUUGGGGUCGGAAUGAAUCGCGACAAGAUAGACUACCUUCUCCUUGGGUAGGACGAGACAGUGUCGGUUGGAAUCAGCCAAAUGGAUCUUCUGGUUUCAAGCCGGGUACGUGGUAUGAUCAGCAAGGAGUACAGACGGAAAUUCCGGCACAUCCGUGGAAUCAAGGCACAGUCAAUCAAGACGAUAAAUUACGACGACAAUUUGGAAGUAAUGUAUAUCAGCAAAGUACAAUUGAUAAAGAGACAGAUGCAAAAAUGGCACAAUGGGCAACAAAAACAAAUGUUUUGUUAAAUUCAAAAAAUCAAGUAAACAUAGAUUCUAAGAAUACAACUCAAUAUCCAAAAACAAACUCUUAUCCAAAUGGAAUAUAUGUCAAUGCAAAUGGUAUAAAAGGUCAUUACAUCACGAAAGAAAUUGAAGAUAAUCAAAAUCGUUCAAAGAUACACCAAUCGCAUAGUACACAAAAACCCAUCAACUGGCAUAACACUUUUUAUACAGGUACUGAUAAUAGUUAUAUGCCAUUUACGACAACGCCGAUGACAACAACAGAGAAAAUUUUUAACAAACAAUUUGAGUUUUCAAGAAGAGGACGAGAGUUUGACGAUACUUCGAAAGAAAAAGAAUUGGACAGCUCUAUUAACACCAGCGAUUUCAAUUUACCUAGAGAAUCAAUUGAACGUGAAGAAGAUUGGAGCGGUAGUGAAACAAAAAUAAGUAAUGUAAAUUUAAAACCUCCAAAUAUUAUAGAACCCGAAAUAAAUGAUUACGACGUGGAUGUAUUGGACAAAAAUAUUUGGAAACCUAGAUUGGUUUUUGAAAAUAAGACUAAAACGACGACAGCUUCAUCAGUCAUUAUGAGAAUCGGCCCGAAGAAUACUGACCUCGAACUUUUUAAUAUCGAAACAGCACCGUUUCAAGAAAAAGAACCUCCAUUUCCAAAGUAUUACGUGCACCCAGUGCUUCCAUUAACUCAUUCGAAGGAAUCCGUUCGACCAACGCCCAUAUCUGGUCAGUCUAUACGCUUAAGAGGCGGUUCUGGACCUAAUAAUGGCUAUGUUGAGGUGCAAGGUAUGUUGCCUGGUUGGGGCAUUGUAUGUGAUUCUAGAAAUAGUUGGACUUUAAAGGAAGCUCAUAUUUUAUGUAAACAACUUGGAUAUAUCAGAGGCGCAGAAAUGGCUUGGCAAGGUAGAAAUAAUCGCAAUGGUGUACCAACUUGGAUUGCUGCAAAUACUGUAACAUGUCUCGGCAAUGAAACCAGAUUUCAAUCGUGCAAAUUCACACACAGUCAAGAGUGCCGCGUCGAUAGAGAUGCGAUUGGUGUACGAUGUGUUGCCAAUCGUAUUGCGCAUUGUCACAAGGACGAAACACCUCAUAAUGGACAGUGCUAUCACUUAGCUGAUCCUGAUAGCGGACUUAAUCACGCUGAAGCAUUGGAACACUGCAAACGAAGAAAUGCACGACUCAUCGACAUCACUAAUCAAGAGGAAAAUAAUUUUCUUUCGGAGUGGCUGUUGCAAUCGUAUCCGGAAGUUAGCUCAAUUAUGACUUCCGGCUUUGGUUUUACCAGCAUGAGUCGUACCUUGUGGCUCUGGGCGGAUUCUGCUCAUGCCAAAUUCAAAUUUACAAAGUGGUGGCCUGGAUGGAUGAACGAUACGGAACAACCACCGCGAGUAGGUUCUCGUCCUCUUUGUAUCGUAAUGAAACGGAAAUUUUCAUGUCACGAACGACCCGAAACGACUUGUGACACAGAUUAUUUCUUCUGGGAUAUUGAAGACUGCGCAACCUCUUCAAAAGGGCAUUCUUUUAUUUGCAAGAGGCCUUAUGACGAUAUUGGUUGUGUUUACGGGAAAGGAAAUCAAUACACUGGCAAAGCCAAUGUAACUAUAUCAGGAAAUAAAUGUCUUCCGUGGGCCGAUGAGAGAAUCGCCCAUCAGUUACGUGUAAAUGUUGUUAAUAAAGAAAUUCGUGACAAACUGGAAAUGCAUAACUAUUGUAGAAAUCCUAAUCCAAUAAAGGAAUCGAGACCUUGGUGCUUUACAGAAACUGGACAACGUGAAUAUUGCGAUAUUCCUGCCUGUGGAAAUAUUGAGUCAAAACGGUCUAUGUUGACUGGCCAGUGCAAGCCUAAACAUUUUGAAUGUACGCCAGGAGAGUGCAUCCCAUCUCCAUGGGUUUGCGAUGGAGAGGAGGAUUGUACAAACGGGGCUGACGAGAGAAAAUGUAUAUUGGAUUUGAAUCUUUUUGAAAAAUCUGCAAAACAUAAACUUGAGGGCUACGAUGUGGAGAAAUGGUUGAACACACCUUUAAAAACCUGCGCUUUGAGAUGCAAAGAAGCUGACUUUACCUGUCGCUCAUUUAAUCACAAGUUGGAUGGCAACGUGUGUUUAUUGAGUAACAGUAAUAUCGGCUUGACUGGUGCACUCAAACCUGACAAAGAAUUCGAUUAUUAUGAAAUGAGGGAGAGAAGCGUGAACUGCAACGGCAUGUACAUUUGCAAUAAUCGCAAGUGUAUAAAUCAAACGAAAGUCUGCGAUGGCAAAAACGAUUGUAAUGAUCGCAGCGAUGAGAAUAUCUGCACAGCAGAAAAUUUUGAUUAUGGUAUUCGUUUAGCUGGCGCAAAUAAUAGUUUCGAGGGUCGAAUAGAGGUAAAAAUUCUAGGACAUUGGGGACAGGUAUGUGACGACGGCUUUGGUAUGAUCAAUGCUGAUGUUAUUUGCAAAGAGCUUGGUUUCGAUUUGGGAGCUUUGGAAGUUAGACCGGGUGGAUUUUACGGUAAUCUCGAUCCACCCACGAGAUUUAUGGUAGAUCAAUUAAAGUGUCGCGGAGACGAGACCACACUACGGGAAUGCGAUUUUAAUGGAUGGGGAGUUCAUAAUUGUCAACCGGAAGAGGCUGUUGGAAUCGUAUGCAAGACUGCGGUCAACACUUGUCAGGACGGUUACUGGAAAUGCGACAAUAGUCCAUCGUGUAUACCAACUCCUUUCAUUUGCGAUGAAGUGGUCGAUUGUCCAGAUCAUUCCGAUGAGAGCCCAGAACAUUGCGAUGCACCGUUCGAGUUGCGCUUGGCAAACGGCAGUAAUCCUAUGCAAGGAAGGGUGGAAGUGCGUCAUCACGGAGUAUGGGGUACCAUGUGCGAUGAUGAUUUCACAAAUGCUACGGCAAUGGUCAUUUGUCGAUCUUUGGGAUAUGGCGGUAUCGCAAUAGCUAAGAAAAACGGUUUCUUCGGACCUGGUCAAGGACCAAUAUGGCUCGAUGAGGUUUUCUGUCAUGGAAAUGAAUCGCAAUUAUAUCGAUGCGAGCAUAAUCAUUGGGGUCAACAUAACUGCGAUCAUAACGAAGAUGCAGGUGUAAUUUGUUCACCUGGAAAUAUUAACAACACCGAGCAGCCAUAUUGGAUAAAUGAUCAGGAAAAUCCAGAACGAAACAUUAAUGAGAUACUUCCGGCAAAUUGUGGUCAGCGCGCCAAAGAUUUUGAUGACGAUAAGGACUUAAUAUUUCAAAAAGUAAUACAUGGCUCUAUUGCACCAAAAGGCACCUAUCCCUGGCAGGCUAGUAUUCGAGUUCGUGGACACAGUCGAUCAAAUCACUGGUGCGGUGCUGUUAUCAUAUCGCCCAUACACGUGCUAACAGCAGCACAUUGUCUAGAAGGUUACAACAAAGGUACUUAUUUUGUCCGUGCUGGAGAUUAUAAUACGGAUAUAAACGAGGGCACGGAAGUGGAGGCCAACAUCGAGGAUUAUUACGUGCACGAGGAAUUUCGUAAAGGUCAUAGAAUGAAUAAUGACAUCGCUUUGGUUCUACUUAAAGGCCUCGGUAUUCCGCUCGACAAAGACACCAUGCCAAUUUGCUUACCACCUGAGAAUGCCGAAUAUCCGCCUGGACUGAAUUGCACGAUCAGCGGAUUUGGCAGUAUUGAAACGGGGAAGACGACGCAAUCGAAAGAUUUACGAUAUGGCUGGGUGCCCUUAUUGGACCAAUCAAUUUGUCGAGCUAGUUAUGUUUAUGGUGAAGGUGCCAUAAGUGAUGGAAUGAUGUGCGCCGGAUAUCUUGAUGAGGGUAUCGACACAUGCGACGGUGAUUCUGGGGGUCCUUUGGCAUGUUAUCACAAUGGAGCUUUCAGUUUAUAUGGAAUAACUAGUUGGGGUCAGCAUUGCGGCAACGCAAACAGACCUGGAGUUUACGUUCGUGUAGCGUAUUACCGUCGUUGGAUCGAUCAAAAAAUUAGAGAAUCAUUAGCAGGUAGAUAAAAUGUUGAAAUUAUAGUUUUUAAUCAUACACAAAUUAUGCUUCUUAUUAGUUUCCUUACGAAAAGCAAAACAACAUUAAUCGUACGAUAAUAUUCUAGAGUCACCUGUAAAUAAGAUACUUAUUUUUCCAUCACAUCCAUUUUUCUAUCCUUUUGUUAAUUUAUCCUGGCAUCCGCACGCAUGUAAAUAUUUGCAAAAUAAAACGUAAAUACUUUGGUCACAAAAUAUAGAAAUAACAAUAAAAUAGUCGAAGUAA